Messenger RNA from Numida meleagris (helmeted guineafowl), 1146 nucleotides. RefSeq names its product basic salivary proline-rich protein 2-like. Lineage: Eukaryota; Metazoa; Chordata; Aves; Galliformes; Numididae. The transcript is spliced from 3 exons. Bases 1 to 1146 code for a protein of 381 amino acids. The record is from RefSeq and is a predicted model, not a curated record.
AUGUCGGUGUCACGGAGCAGCGCUGCCCGCGUGCUGAGCGAGGCAGCCCGCACCUCAGGCAGCCUCACCACACUGCCUACACCACGGGAAAACGGGUGGAACAGCUCUACAGGGGACACGGCUGGGGGCCCGCUCAGCUCUGGCUGCCACAGACACGACGCGCGCGUCCAGCGGAGCCACGGCCCGGGCGGGCACGGGGCAGCCCCGCACCUCGGGGCGUUGCACUGCAACAAAAGCGCGCUGCCUCACGGCAACGCAGGUGUACGAGCGCUGCGCGACGUUGAAACGGAGGAAGGAGCAGCAGAGGAGAGCCCCGGCGGCUCACCCGGCUCAGCCCUGCCUCCCCCAGCGCGGCGUGGCGAGGCCACCGCUACGGGCAGCGAGGCCCUGCGGGGAGGGAUCCUGCGGGCACCGAUCGCAGAGCUUCGGCUCUGCCGACGGUUUCAGCUAUCGCAGCCGGAGAACAGCGUCCCGCCGAGAGGCAGCGGGCGGCCCGUCACCCGGGGCCGGCGGGACGCAGCGCUGAGGGACGCGGCACGCGCGGGCUCGGGCCGCCCCUCACGCGCAGCGGCGCGCUCUGCACCCGGCUCAGCAACCGUCCGCGCGCCGACGCUUGUUUACUUGCUUCGCGGCGCGCGCACGCUCACCCCCGCCCUCCCCCAAAUCCCUCGCCCUCCGCCACCGCCCCGCGCGCCCGACGCGCCUCGACAGCCAAUCAGAGCCGCCGCCGGCCGCGCGGGGGGCGGGCGCCUUUCAAACAGGAGUCGGGGGAAGGCGGCGUCACCGCCCCCUCCCCUCGGCCUGAGGACGCCGCCGCUCAUUGGGCGGGGGCCCUGCCCGUCUCCCCAAGCCCCCGCCUUCCGGUUGACUCGCGCCGAAGAGUGCCCGCAGCGCCCCGCCCCCGCCUCCCGUCGCUGUGUGUGUGAGGCGCCGAUUGGGCACCGCCCCGCCGCUCAGUCCCCCUCGCGUCAGCGCCGGCCCCGCCUGCCUCCCCACGCACCCGUCCCCACCACAGGAAACACCCCGCCACGCCGCGGCCGGCCUGAAGCCCCGCCGCCUCCCAUUGGUCCGCGGCGCUGCCGCUCCGCCGAAGUCCCGCCUCCCCCGGAUAGAGCGCGACCAAACCCGCCCCUAGCCCUCUUCUGA